This is a messenger RNA of Meloidogyne enterolobii, 510 nucleotides long. The record is from the annotation of a GenBank genome assembly. Lineage: Eukaryota; Metazoa; Nematoda; Chromadorea; Rhabditida; Meloidogynidae.
AUGAACUACUCAUCUGACUCUUGUUGUGACCCGUCGUCCGAAGAUGACGGGUUCCGUUCAAUUCAAGGGAAAGGGGAAGACCUAUCAUCAGACGACUCUGAAGUUUAUGAUGAAGUUGUCUUAAAAUCUUCUGAAAUGAAAGAAAUAAAUAAUAAAAAUAAAGAGGUUAAAGUAGAAAGAAAGAAGAAGAAGAAGAAGAAAAUAAUAAAAACGGAAGUUAAGAAGAAGAAUAUAAAAAAUGUUUCUAAAAAGAAGAAAAAUAAGAGAGAAACACGUUCUCGCAGUAAUUCAACUCCAGAAAAUAAUUUUGGAGAAGAAGAAGAAGAAAAUUCACCACCAACAAAACUACGCCAUUAUUUGCCUAGGGUGGCAAAGGACUUUACCAAUGCUAUAAAGCUUAGUAAUGCUACACCUCAAUUUCAAAAUCAACGAAAUAUCGGGCGUCGAAUUCGUUCUGAUAGUGGUCAAUCGUCUCGUACAUAUUCUAGGUUAAUAAUUUCUGUUAUGUAA